CCCGGAAGUCCCGUGUAAAGCUGUGAGAAGUAACCGGCGACACUCAGACGAGCAAAUGUGAAUAUCGCCUCCAGACAAAAUGCCUCUCUUGCUGCUUUGCCUUUCUCUUUCGCUCCUGCCCUUUUAUUCGUCCGCCAUGAUAAAUGACAGACCGAUAAUCGGUGUUCUGGCUCAGGAGGUCUAUCAACCCAAACCGAACCAGACCUCCUACAUCGCUGCGUCCUAUGUGAAGUUCCUGGAGUCGGCGGGAGCCAGGGUCGUACCUGUCCUGAUUGACCAGACACCGGAGGAGUACAGGGCACUGUUCCAGUCCAUCAACGGCAUCCUGUACCCAGGCGGAGGCGUCAGCAUUAUCUCAUCUGGCUAUGAACGGGCUGCGAAGAUCUUUUAUGAGCUCGCCAUUCAGGCCAACAAGAGAGGCGACUACUUCCCCGUGUGGGGAACCUGCCUUGGAUUUGAACAGCUGAUGUAUUUGACGAGCCCGAACUCCACUCUGUCACACAGCAAUACAAGCGGCGUGGCUUUGCCUCUGAACUUCACUGCUGCAACCAAAGACAGCAGGAUGUUUAAAGGCUUCCCGGCUGAACUCAUGGAGGAUCUGGCUUCUGAGCCGCUGACAGAAAACAGUCACCAGUGGAGUCUGGCAACGUCGACUUACAACACAAACGAGGACCUGCGGAAGUUUUACAAAGUUCUCUCCACAAAUACAGAUGGAAAAAUAGAGUUUGUGUCAACAGUGGAAGCAUAUGAUUAUCCCAUCUAUGGAACACAGUGGCAUCCAGAGAAGAACGCAUUCGAAUGGUCGAGGCCCUACAUUCCACAUUCCCCAUCUGCAGUCAAGACAACCUUCUACAUGGCCGAGUUCUUCGUCAACGAAGCCAGGAAGAACUUUCACAGAUUUGAAUCCGAGGAGGGGGAGAGCAGAGCGCUGAUAUACAACUACAGUCCUGUUUACAAGGGGCCCAACAGUAGCUUUCAGCAAAUAUACUAUUUCUGAUGCGUGUUAGCAGAGUGCUUUUCCCAUUCACCGGCUGAUUGGCUGCUUUAAUCGUGACUCGAGAAUGUUUACAGAUAAUUUGACUUGUUUGAUUUAGUAUCCGCGGCUCUCCCCAUCUGUUCAAUCUGCAACUGAACAAAGUGCUAAACUGGAAAGAGAGGAAGAUUUAUCCAUGCAGCAUAAAUAUUGAUGCAGUGGGGGAUUUAGAACAUGUCGAAUCAUGCUUUGUGGAUGCUAUGGCAGGGUCUUCCAAUUGCACAAUUAAAUGCUCUUGCACAUUUUAA
Molecule: messenger RNA, 1281 nt
Organism: Stegastes partitus (bicolor damselfish)
Lineage: Eukaryota; Metazoa; Chordata; Actinopteri; Pomacentridae
Gene: ggh
Product: gamma-glutamyl hydrolase (conjugase, folylpolygammaglutamyl hydrolase)
Exons: 9
Coding region: 80-997 (305 amino acids)
Biological process (GO): tetrahydrofolylpolyglutamate metabolic process
Cellular component (GO): vacuole
Molecular function (GO): gamma-glutamyl-peptidase activity
Source: RefSeq, a predicted model, not a curated record